Bombus impatiens (common eastern bumble bee) is the source of this 1169-nucleotide messenger RNA. Its product is annotated as zinc finger protein 154-like. Gene Ontology annotation, molecular function: DNA-binding transcription factor activity; RNA polymerase II cis-regulatory region sequence-specific DNA binding. Gene Ontology annotation, biological process: regulation of transcription by RNA polymerase II. The transcript has a single exon. NCBI's taxonomy places the organism in Eukaryota, Metazoa, Arthropoda, Insecta, Hymenoptera, Apidae. The record is from RefSeq and is a predicted model, not a curated record. Bases 248 to 679 code for a protein of 143 amino acids.
GAAAAGCACAAGAUAACUCACGAAGACUAUCCGUAUUUACAAUGUCCUACAUGCCAUUUAAAAUACAAGCGUAAAGCGGGACUAAAGUAUCAUCAUAUUCGCAUGCACAGCAACGUGGAGCCAAAGUUUAUGUACGGGAAAAGUUUAAAAUUGAAGAUCGAUUUGGUCGAUCACAUUGAAAAAACGCAUCUAAACGCUCGUCACGUCUGUAAAAUUUGUGGUAAGAUUGUCGAGAACAUCACGCACCAUGAAUGGCAGCACGACAAGACUGCGAAAAGAAACGCUUUCAAGUAUAGUUGCGAUGUUUGCCGUAAAAAAUUCUCGACUCGUAACCACUUAUCAUCUGCUUAUGCAUAAGGAUGGUUUCAAGUGCACUUUAUGCGACGUUUUCUCUUCGCCGUAUUCUCUUUCUAGUCACAAGAUCAUGAAACAUAGACAUAGCUCGACGUGUACCAUUUGCGAGAGAUCAUUCCCUAGUACGACCAAUUUUUAUCAACACGUGCUCACUCACGAAGGUAUUAGACCUUAUAAAUGCGAUAUUUGUGGGGAAAAUUUCACGCAGAGAUCUAGUGUCUUGAGACAUCGAAAUACUCAUCCUGGGCCUCUUCCUCCGUUUAGAGAAACCACGUUCAUGGCAGAUAUUGCGAAGAAUAUAUUGAUGAGACUUUCUAACGCUUGAAACGUGAAAUAUCGUAAUGUGACUACAUUGUGGGUUUUAUCGUAGAGAAAUAACUUAAGAAAAAUUCAACUAAAAGAAGACUACUGAGAGUAUAGAAAUGCUUGUGAAGAAAUAUACGCGAGAAACACUGUAUAGAAUCUUGUUCUAUAUGGUAAUUAAUGAUAAAUAUGAACCACAAAAAUUAUUACAUUUACGAAUUGAUUUUAUCGCUUCAUUCUAACGAUGUUUAUAGUAAGUCUAUAGUAAGUGUUAUUGAGACUGAUUGUAAUCGAAACGAAUAUUUUAACAUUGUAUAGAGAACACAACAGAAAGAUUUGUUGACAAGCAUGAAUUUUAGAAGAAAUUAUGAUGCGUGCAUUUAAAGCAUGCUAUGUUUUAAUGCCCUUUAUUGUUAAUUGCUGUGAGACGUCACUUUAUCUAAAUAAAGUUAAGCUACCUAAAGUAUUCACAGAAAACUUAUUGUUUUUAUAAUAAAAUCUACAGAAAAUAA